Mizuhopecten yessoensis (Yesso scallop) is the source of this 1722-nucleotide messenger RNA. RefSeq lists its product as uncharacterized. The record is from RefSeq and is a predicted model, not a curated record. Lineage: Eukaryota; Metazoa; Mollusca; Bivalvia; Pectinida; Pectinidae. The transcript has 4 exons. Bases 47 to 442 code for a protein of 131 amino acids.
UAGGGCUAACUUUUGCGUCGCUGCUUUUUCUGUAAAACUAAAGGUUAUGAAAAGCUACACGAUACGACAGGUUUACAUUUCCAUUACCGUCCUUAUCAUUUUCACAAGUGUCCACACAGAGGCUGGGGUCCGCUCAUUAUGUGAAGGAAGAUGCGAAUCGUCAACACCACACCUACAAACUCUUAAAGAUGUGUGGCACAAAACGUCAAAACGGAUCGGCAAGCAAGAUAUGUCAUUUGAGUCGUUCGUGACGUCACUAGUGGCGGCUUCGGAGCGGUAUCUUUGGUUGAAGCCACUCCGUGGGGACUUACUCGGCAUGAUAGCUAAAUAUCAGGACUGUGUCAAAGCCUGCGAACAUCAACACAGCAAAAGGACUUCCGAAAGAGCAUCUGAUGCAUACGUCCGGCCGGCAAUAUGUUUAACGAAAGAUUUCUGCCUGUAGCCGUCACCAUGGUUACCGACAACUACGUCACUUUCAUAGCUACGUUUUUUUCCAAAACAAUAUUUCAAAAGGAAGACAAAUCUCAGAAAGACAGAAACGUAACUUGUCAAUCAAAAUGUAUGAAAAUAUAACACAAAUCAGUUGUGAUGAAAAAUUCUAUACAAAGUAGCUAUCAAUAUAUAUUAACACUAACGAAUAGUCGAGUCGUUCUCAGUGUUCUUUGUAUAAUGGAUGUGGAACAUGUUUACCAAACCUCCAUCUAUACGACAUGUAAAAGUAAUAUUAGGCCAGUUUUCACUAAAGUGAUUUUGUGUUUUGUUCUCAAGAAAAGAUCAUGAAUUGUCUUAUAAUAAGAGGGCAGAGCCGUUUACCUCUUACUUUUUCUAAACAUAACAUUUAACAUUGUAGUAAAACGUGAAAAUUGAAAAGCAGACACUGACAAAUACUUCUUUUUCAGUUGCAAAUAUUCCUUCCUUUAAGAAUAUUUCUGCGAUCAGAUUAAAUUAUCCUUUUUCAUCGAACAUCCUAUUUUAUUUAUAAUUCACGUAAUUUAUCAAAACACAUUGGCAAAUAAUAAAAAAAUAAAUCAUUUGUCCAAGGAGUUAUCCAGACAUAAGUGUUAUCAGAGGAGAGAUGAGAUUCGAUGUUCGUUUUGGCAGUAAUACCUUACACGUAGCUGUGUAUGUAUCGAGGUCAUUUAAUUGGUUAAAAAUUGCAAAAGAGAGAAAAAAUAGCUCAAGUAAUGCUUGAUUACAUAAGACGUGUGUUUAAUUAUUGAAAUAUAUAAACUAAUUAAUUCAGUAAUUAUGUAAGACAUAGUUUUACUGUCACGCUAUAUUUGGUAGCAUUGUGUGGUAUAAACGGAGUUGAAAAUAUAUCGAGGAAGGAAAACAUGUCACAUACAAUAAUAGGAAUAAUGAAUGUUGAAGAUGAGCACCAAAUGAAUUUGGGAUUUAUAAUGAUUAUUGAAAAUCUUUUUCGGACUAAAUUUUAAUCAGUACAACCAAAUUACUUAUUCCAGGGCUCAUUUACUCUAAACAAUGGACUAAUGUGUGGCACUGUUAUGCCAAAGAAUGCUCCUUCAAUAUUCUUUUCAAUACAAUGACUUAGAUAAAUGCCUUAACAUGGUUUUGUUUUUAUUAUAUGGUACAACUCUAUACAAUGUAACACAUUAAAUAUCAGAUAGGAGUGUUAUUUUUUCGUCGGAAUUCAGAAUGUAAUUGAUUUACAUCGACCUCUAGCCUUAUCUAACAUUUCUUAAUUAUCGAAAUAAAGCAGAA